Neltuma alba is the source of this 3733-nucleotide messenger RNA. Its product is annotated as putative disease resistance RPP13-like protein 1. The record is from RefSeq and is a predicted model, not a curated record. Lineage: Eukaryota; Viridiplantae; Streptophyta; Magnoliopsida; Fabales; Fabaceae. The transcript has a single exon. Gene Ontology annotation, molecular function: protein binding; ADP binding. Bases 79 to 3564 code for a protein of 1161 amino acids.
AAAUUUUGCAUCGAAUUUAAACCAACAAAUUAAGCCCCCAUGUUUUUUCUAUAGUUCUUACAGACAAGCUACUCACUCAUGGCUGAACUUGUGGGUGGACCUCUUCUCUCUGCAUUUCUUCAGGUUAUUUUUGAUCGGAUUGCCUCUCCAAACGUUGUGGCCUUCUUACGUGGGAAAAAGUCUACUGAAAAGUCACUCCAAAGGUUGAAGACAACGUUAUAUGCUGCUGGUGCCGUGCUCCAUGACGCUGAUCAAAAGCAGAUCACUGAUUCAGCUGUGAAGAGUUGGCUGGAUGAUCUCAGAGAUGCGAUUUAUCACGCCGAUGACUUGAUAGACGAGAUUUCCACUCAGGCCGCAACUCUAGUUGAGGUAGAAAAAUGCUUUUAUUGCUCUUUUGACCUGAAUGCUCGAAAGAUAAAUUUCAAGAUCGAUGACGUAGUUGACAGACUCGAAUCAAUUUUGAAGCACAAAGAUAUUCUUGGUUUGAGAGAUCGUGUGGAAAGGGAGAACUUGUCAUGGAGGCAUCAGUCAACAUCCCUCGUUGAUGAAUUUGAUGUGUUUGGCAGAGAUAAUGAAAGAGAUGCCAUACUUGAGUUGUUGCUUUCUGAUGACAUCGAUGAUAACAAGAUAUCUGUCUUGCCCAUUGUGGGUAUGGGUGGGAUAGGGAAAACCACACUGGCCCAAGUAGUGUAUAAUAAUGAUCAAGUGAAGCAAAAAUUUGAUCUUAGAGUGUGGGUUUGUGUUUCCGAGGAAUUUGAUGUCCCUAAGAUCACCAAUAAUAUAAUAGAGUCUGUCACGUCUCAUGCUUGUGAUAUGCAAGAUCUAAAUUUACUUCAACUUGAUCUGAAGGAGAAGUUAUCUGGGAAGAAAUUCUUGAUUGUUUUAGAUGAUAUUUGGAAUGAAAAUUACCUUGAUUGGGAUCUUUUAAGAAGACCUUUUCUAUCUGGGACCAAAGGGAGUAAAAUCCUCGUAACAACUCGUAGUGAAAAGGUUGCUUCAGUUGUCCGAACUCUUUCAUCCUAUCAUGUAGGCCAAUUAUCUGAUGAUGAUUGUUGGUUGAUAUUUGCAAAACAUGCAUGUCUCUACAUGGAUUCUGUGGCGGAUUCAAAUCUAGAAAGCCUUGGUAGGGAUAUUGUUAACAAAUGUAAGGGGCUCCCUUUAGUUUCCAAAACUCUGGGCGGCCUUUUGCGCUUCAAACGUGAUAUUAGGGAUUGGAAUAUAAUAUUAAAGAGUGAAAUGUGGGACUUGUCAGAGGAGGAGAGCGAAAUUCUACCAGCUUUAAGAAUCAGUUAUCAUUAUCUCUCUCCACAAUUAAAACAAUGCUUUGUCUAUUGUUCCAUGUUUCCAAGAGAUUAUGAAUUUGAGAAAGAGGAAUUAAUCUUGUUGUGGAUGGCUGAAGGUUUCUUAGAGACAUCAAUGAAAGGAAAGACUUUAGAAGAAGUGGGGGAAGAGUAUUUGCAUGAUUUAGUUUCAAGGUCGUUUUUUCAGCCCUUGGUCAUGUAUAAGUCUAAUAGAUUUUUUGUUAUGCAUGACCUUAUCCAUGACCUAGCAACAUCUGAAGCAAGAAAAUUCUACAGCUACAGCUGCAGAUCUAGCAAGGGAAAUGAAAUUACUGACAUGGCGCGCCAUGUGUUUUGUGGAGACGGAGACUUUAGCUCUAUAAGCAAAGCAAAAUCUUUGCGGACAAUUCUUGUCAGGAAAGAGUGUGGUGGGUUUUUGCCAUCAAACAGAUUUUCAAAGCUUAAGUGCUUGCGUGUAUUAUCACUCUACAAUGUCUUGUCUGGGGCAUUGCCAGAUUCAAUAGACAAAUUGAUCCAUUUGCGCUAUUUAAAUCUCUCUCGAACUAGUAUCAAAAAGUUGCCGGACAAUUUAUGCCUCUUGUACAAUCUACAAAUGCUGAUAGUGAGAGAUUGUGAUGGUCUAACCAAGCUGCCCAAUGACAUGAAGAAGCUUGUGAGCUUGCGAUAUCUUGAUGCUUCUCAUUCUCGAUUACAAGCGAUGCCGAAAGGAAUUGGUGAAUUGAAAAAAUUGCACUUUCUGAGUGACUUUGUAUUGAACAGAGUUGAAGGGGCUAGUAUUAGAGAAUUGGGUGGACUUCAAAAUCUCAGCUCAUCUUUAACAAUAAAGAACUUGCAGCAUGUAUCCAAUGGCGGGGAAGCCUCAGAGACAAGAUUGGCAGAUAAGCGGUCAAUUGAAACUUUAUCUCUGACAUGGAAUGAUGCUGGUGAUAUUGUCAACUCAAGAGACAUACUUGACAAUCUACAGCCUCAUGUGAACCUGAAAUUUCUCGAUAUUUAUGGAUAUAAUGCAACUGCUUUCUCAAAUUGGUUAGGAUGCCCAUUGUACUGCAAAAUGGUUCAACUGAUCCUUUAUGAUUGCUUCAAUUGCAGCCUACUGCCGCCACUUGGGCAACUACCUUCUCUUCGGAUGCUACAGAUUGAAGGAUUUGAUGCAUUGAUGAAGAUCAGUACUGAGUUCUACAAGAGAAAUGAUGAUACUUUUUUGGCAACGCCCUUUCCAUCCCUUGAAAUUCUGGAAUUUAGAAAGAUGCCUGUCUUGCAGGAAUGGGGGAGCUUAUGUCCCAUAAAUGCUUUUCCUAAACUAAAACAUCUCACAUUAAAGGAUUGUCCUAGAUUAAGUGAUCAUUUGCCUAGUUACCUUCCUGAUUUGGUAACACUCCGCAUUGAUGGAUGUGAUCACUUGGCAGCUUCUAUCCCAAGGGCUCGAUCAAUAUAUAUCAGUGGUUGUAAAGAUAUGGAUUUUUGGGGGCAUCAUCAUUUUGAACUUGCGGAGUCCAUCAUUAUAACUAAUAGCUGUGAGACACUUUCUUGCUUGUCAUUAAAUAACAUUCCUAAUCUCCAACAACUCAUAAUGACCGGCUGUAAGAAUCUCAAAUCUGUUGCAUUUACAAGGGUUGCUUGUUUGCAUCUUAAGCAAAUUAAGCUGAUUGAUUGCCCCAGUCUUGAAUCUUUCUCACUGCAGAGUUUGUUUGCACCCAACAUGACUCAUUUGGAGUUAGAAAGAUGCUGUAACUUUAAGUCAUUGCUUGAUCUCAGGAUGAAUCUUCUAAUGUUACAACAUAUAUCAUUAAGCGGUUGUCCAGGCAUUGAGUGGGUUCCUGGGAGGAGUCUGCCACCUAAUUUGAUGUCUCUUUAUAUUGAUCAUUGGGCGUUUUCAUGCCUGUGUGGUUCUAUGGAGUGGCAGUCUUUACGCAGUCUCACUACUCUCUCAGUAACUGGUAAAUAUGAUGAUGGUGUACAAUCGUUCCCAGAGGAGUGCUUGUUGCCUUCCUCUCUUGCCAUUUUGUCCAUUAGCAACUAUCCAAGUCUGGAAACAUUGAACUGCAGGGGAUUUGUUAAUCUAAAGUCUCUUCAAGAAUUAAGGAUCAGACAAUGCCCCAAGCUACAAAGAAUAAUAGGACAAAUGCUGCCUGCCUCUCUCACACAUCUCAAUAUCUAUCGGUGUUCUUUACUUGGAGAAUUGUGCCAUGCAAAGAAUGGGGAAAUUUGGCCCAAAAUUUCCCACAUUCCAAAUAUUUCCAUUGACAAUAAUCGGGUUUUGUGACCUGGGAUGAAUUUUUAGCAUGUAAUAUGCAUUUCAUAUGAUAUAAGUCCCUUUCACAAAGUUAUUAUUUCUUUCCUUUGAAUUGGCUUUCUCUCUUUUUCUGGGGAAAAAUUGUAAGAAUUUCUUAACAAAAAUGAAGCCCUGUGUUUUGCGGUGGGAAAGACACUCA